Messenger RNA from Dracunculus medinensis (Guinea worm), 1956 nucleotides. The record is from the annotation of a GenBank genome assembly. Lineage: Eukaryota; Metazoa; Nematoda; Chromadorea; Rhabditida; Dracunculidae.
AUGGAAGAUUUUCAAGUUAAUGACUGUGGAGAUGUCUUAGUAGCAUGCGUAUUCGAUAGGCGUAAUCGAAUGCGAACAUUUUUUCCUACAUUUGCUGAAAUUUGUUAUAAUUCAUUGGAAUUUCGCGAAAUUCUUCAACAUAGAGAAAUUAUUCAAAAAACUGUUGCUCAAGCUAGACCAUCGGAUGCUAUGAUUAUUGUGUUAUGUAGUUAUUCGCAUGACGCUUGGAGUCGAAAAAUUCUAAGAGAAAGCGGUGCUCUCAAGUUGCUUAUUGAUAAAUUGAAUUCCAGUUCUGAAUUUUUGCGUUUCUAUAUUGCUUCGAGUUUGGCGCCUUUUUCGCAUGAUUUUCGAAGUUUACAAUUUAUAUGCGCUUCUACUAAUUUUUUAAAAUUUUUACUAAAAAAUGGAGGCGAUUUUUACGAACAAAAUGUUCAUUUGCCAAAAAUGCGAGAGUGUAAUGUAAUACGUUGUAUUGUCGAAAAUGAUACGAAGCAUAAUUUUUAUGAUUCAACAAGACCUUUAAAAAAGGGACUUUUUACAAUAUGUAAUAUCUCAGAACUUUUAAAAACAAAAAAAUUUCCGAAACAAUAUAAGGAACUCGUCUCUAAAGAAAUUACCGCAUACUUGAUGGCAUUGUUUGCUACAUUUCUGUACGAUUCUUCUAGCCUACAGUAUCUCAACAAUGAGCUAUUAGAUCAAUUAAUUAAUUAUUCAUUGUGUUGUCACUGGAAUGAUGAAUUCGUCUAUAAUGCUUUAUUGCAUACUGCAAAAAGACACGAUGCUUUUGAAAAAUUAUUAAAGCUACAAUUUCAUAUUCGAUUAAUCGACGUUAUAAAGCGAUCGUCAAAUACGUCUGAAUGUUUGUACUGUUCACGGCGGCGGAAGCGUUGUGUAUUUUUGUUGAACCAUUUCGUCAGUGCUACAUCAUCAGAUUAUUUUAUUAGUUUGAUUAAAAAUCAUAUGAAAGUAAAUAAUUGUGAUUCUCGCAUCAAUGCAUGUAUUGCUGCUGCAACUCUUAUGCGAUUUGGUAAUUUGUGUAAACGCUCAUUUAUUAAAUGUGGCGUUUUUGAUCAUUUAUUUUCGGCAUUCCGUGAAAUCUUAAUGGGCAAAGGUUCAUAUGAGUUCGAUUCGUUGGAAGAUGAGGAACAUGUAAAAAGGAUUAGAGAAAAGAAACCAUUGGAUGUAGCAUUAAAGAAAAGUGAUAGGAAUUCACGUAACAGGUUGUCAAUUGUUUUCCAAAUUUUGACAUCUUUUGGAAUUGAUCGCGAUCAUAUUGCGGGAAAUACGGCUUAUGUAAAGACCAUUUUUCCUAUACAUUGUCGUCAGCGUGUUAAACAAACGAAAUGGAUGGACGCAUAUUACUGUGAAAUUUAUUGUUACGAUAAAAUUGCAAGAGUGGGCAGAAAAGUUAUUUUCAAAGAAAAGAAUGGAAGUUUGAUUGGUGUUGUACCUGCUAAUAUGCUUAGAAAUGGCAGCGAAUAUUUUAAUGCAAUGUGUAACUACGUGAGUGGAACGGGAUUUUCAUUCGAUGAUCACGUCUUUACAUUUUGUGCUGAGGAGGAACAUUGUUCCGUAGAACAAUUUAUGCAAUUUAUCCAUUUUGUUUGUGGCUGUAGAACUGAGAAAUGUUUUCGUUUGAACGAUGCUUCAUCUGUCGCCGUUAUGAUACGAUUGGCAGAUAAGUAUUUAUGUCAAGCACUUGCCGAUCUUUUAUUCGAUAAUGAUGGUCCUUGUCAGCGUUUCAUUUGCCCUUCCACAUUAUUAGAUUUUUUUGAGGUCACGAGUUGUACACAUUUGGAUACUAAAAAUACUUUGCAUAAUUUAAUCGUUACCGAAGUGCUAAGCGUUAAUCAUUUUUCGAAGGAUAGCAUUUUUCACUUCUUAAAACAUAUUGCUGAAACAGAAGGAACGUUGGAGAUAUUUAUUGAUAUGAUGCGGUCAUUCUUAAAUUGUUAA